CUUUCUGGGGCGAGACCUGGAUCAUGGAUCCCGUGAGCCGGUCCGCGGUGAGCCGAGCGCCGGCUUCCGCUUCCCUGGGGAAGAAAAGGCGCGGGCUCGCGCCCUAAAAUCGAUUCUGUCCAACAACUUUUGCGCGACAAGAGAAGAGAGCGGGGGGAAGAGGACGACGAGGGAUUUCGCCUGUUCGAAAAGACGCGGGAAAAUGGAGGCCGAUGUCCAACGGCCCGCGUCCAAUCCAACGGCUAUGCUCGCAGCACUGGUGAGCAAGAGGGAGAAGCUCCAGGAGGAACUUCGUAAACUCGAGGACCAGUUAUAUGAGUUGGAGGGCAAUUACUUGCAUGACUCUGCUCAAUGCGGUAACGUACUCAAAGGAUUCGAAGGCUUCCUGUCAUCAUCCAAGAGCACAACCAAUUUAAAACGUCCCAGGAAGUUGCAGGCCGAAGACCGUCUCUUCUCGUUGUCCUCAGUAACUUCACCUGUGGUUGUUGAUCAUGGUGCUGGACGAGAAGAUGGGAGGUCGGAAUUUGGUCGAGUUAAGGGUGGUGGCACUCCUGCAAAUGGACAAGGGAAACCAAAGAAAGGGGGAAGGUCAGCUUCAAGAGAUGGAAAGAGGAUGAGACUAAGUGAACAGGAAAUUGAUGAUGAUGAUGAUCCUGACUUGAGUUUGAGAUAGCUGCUCACCAGGUUGAUUUGGAUUGGUUUGAAAGGCUGUAAUUUGGUUGAAUGGUGACAUUUGAUGGAUAGUUCGUCCUGCUGCUAUUAAGCUGAGGGUUUUUUCUGUCGUCUCCAUGCUUUAUCUAUUGAGAAAUGAAAACUCUGGUCACUAAAGUGGUGGCGAUUGCACUCUGAUGGCCGAGGCAAAUCUUUUUGUGUAAAUGUAAUUGAUGCAUAUUUGAUAUUUCCCAUAUAUGUAUAUAAAUAAUUACAAGAAAUUGAUAUGGAA
Nymphaea colorata (pocket water lily) is the source of this 943-nucleotide messenger RNA. RefSeq lists its product as uncharacterized. The coding region runs from base 203 to 673 and encodes 156 amino acids. Lineage: Eukaryota; Viridiplantae; Streptophyta; Magnoliopsida; Nymphaeales; Nymphaeaceae. The transcript is spliced from 7 exons. The record is from RefSeq and is a predicted model, not a curated record. Gene Ontology annotation, cellular component: histone acetyltransferase complex.